Molecule: messenger RNA, 5721 nt
Organism: Aedes albopictus (Asian tiger mosquito)
Lineage: Eukaryota; Metazoa; Arthropoda; Insecta; Diptera; Culicidae
Gene: Prosap
Product: SH3 and multiple ankyrin repeat domains protein 1
Exons: 13
Coding region: 814-5142 (1442 amino acids)
Cellular component (GO): postsynaptic density; dendritic spine; postsynaptic membrane
Molecular function (GO): synaptic receptor adaptor activity; ionotropic glutamate receptor binding
Source: RefSeq, a predicted model, not a curated record
AAACAACCGGGUGCUGCUAUUUGGAAGAAAAAAAGGUGAAUUGAUUCGAAGGUUGGCUUAAGCCUCUGGUGAGCCGCUUGUGUACCGCAGUUGAGAUAGUUAUACGGAAAUGCAAUCAAGUGAACCGUGAUGGAGAUGAUUUAUGAUUAAAUUCAUUACUGAUACCUAGAUAUCUGGUGAUCGAGAAGAAAAGGCUGCGCAUAGCUGUUUGAGAAGAAAAAGAAGGCGUUUUUUUAGUGGAAUACUCUUGAACGAGUCAUCAGAACAGGUGAACAGUAGCCAGUAGCGGAGUUCAAUAGAAGUUGACAUCGGUCAGAUAACACACCAGGAACUGGUUAUCAUACGCUUUCCAACGAGUUACAAUAAGAAACAAGAGCACUUGAAAGCACAAUCGGCUGUAAACAAUCAGAAGACGACAACAGACCCAGAUCAGUGGCCGCACCGGAACCCCGGGUGCCCCAAAAAUGGAACACUAGCUGCGGCCAGUGAUAGAGCCUCUCCAGGCGUAGAACAUGAACACCCCCGCACCGCCGUCGCUGUGACAACAACUGACCACAGAAAGCAGCAUACGACGCGUCAGGGUGCGUGGGUGGUGAGCCCGUUCCGUGUUUUUUUUAUUCCCAAACGAAAAAAAAAGAAGUCCAGGGAAUUUUCGAAUCGCUAAUUAGCAUAUGCGCCUCCGACGCGGCCCAAAAGUGAAGUGAUUUAAAGUGUUUUAUUUUUUGCUCUUGUUUUCAACUUGGGUUCUUGAAUAUUGAAGUGUGUGAGUUGAGUUGAGUUCCGGCGGGCGAAAAUUCACUGACACGCCGUGCGAUGGAUACGAUGGUGUUCGACGACGAGCCGCCGCCCGAACCACGGGACGGUUGGCUGCUGGUGAGGAUUUUCGUUCCGGAGCUGAACGUGUACAAGUGCUUGCAGUUUCCCUCCGACAAGGUCGUGUGGGACGUCAAGCAGCAGUGUCUGGCGUCGUUGCCUAAGGAAUUGAAGGAAAGCUUCAACUAUGGCCUGUUCUGUCCGCCGUCCAAUGGCAAGGCGGGCAAAUUUCUGGACGAGGAACGAAGACUGGGUGACUACCCGUUCAAUGGGCCCGUGGGAUACCUGGAGCUCAAAUACAAACGCCGGGUGUACAAGAUGCUGAAUCUGGACGAGCGGCAGCUGAAGGCCCUGCACACCCGGGCCAACCUGCGGCGUUUUCUCGAGUGCAUCAACGGGGGUCACGUGGAAAAGGUUGCCAAGAUGUGUGCCAAAGGGCUGGACCCGAACUUCCACUGUCAGGAGACGGGCGAAACCCCACUGACGAUCGCCACCGGGACGAAAAAGCCCAACAAACUGCUGAUAGCGCUGGUUAAUGGAGGGGCCCUGCUGGACUACCGGACGCGGGACGGUGCCACCGCGCUGCACCGGGCUGUGGAGCGGGAUAGCCUCGAGGCCGUUAGCACCCUACUGGAGCUGGGCGCGUCGCCCAACUACCGGGACACCAAAGGUCUGACGCCGGUUUACCUCUCGGUGACGCGUAAAACCGAUUCGAAAAUUUGCGAAAUUCUACUGCACGACCACGCCACCCUCGGCAUCCAGGAUAGCCAGGGCUGGCAGGAGGUCCAUCAGGCUUGUCGGAACGGGUUAGUGCAUCACCUAGAGCACUUGCUGUUCUACGGUGCGGAUAUGGAUGGGCAGAACGCUUCCGGCAAUACGCCGCUGCAUGUUUGCGCUGUUAACAAUCAGGAGGCUUGCGCUAGAAUGCUUCUCUUUCGCGGUUCCAACCGGGGCGCACUAAACUAUGCCAAUCAGACACCGUACCAGGUCGCCGUAAUUGCCGGCAAUUUGGAGCUGGCCGAGAUGAUACAGAACUACAAGUGCGAGGAUAUCGUCCCGUUCCGUGGUCCCCCUCGGUACAACCCGCGGCGCCGUUCCGGGCUGGGUUGGGGUUCGACACUGUCCCGUAUCUACGGGGGCCCACCGUCCCCAUGUCCAUCGGAGCAUCCGUUCAGUUCGGCGAGCUCGAGCCUGUCGGAGGGAUCGUCCAGCCAUCGGAGCCACGAGGAUGACAUUAGCAUCGUGACAGACAAAAGCCUUGGAGACACGAGCGACAUCAUCAGCGAUUCGUCCGGUGUCGGUACGAACUCGGACAGUGCAGCCUGCUCGAUCGGCCACCCCAGUACAACCGUGGUCUGCAUGGAGGGUUACGAUGGUGGCCUAUCCGGGCACAUCCAGAUCCAACCGGGGGAUGUGAUCGAGGUAGUUGGAUCUACUGAUUGUGGUCUGCUGGAAGGGUUCGUACGAGGAACCAACAAAACCGGCUUUUUCCCGGCUCAGUGCGUCCAGGAGGUGCAGUUCCGGCAGAAGAGUAUCAUCAAUGUUUCCACGUCAGCCCCGCAUCAUCACUAUGUGAUCAACACCAGCAGUAAUGAGAUCGUUGAACAGCAACAGCAGCAGCAGCUACAGCAACAACAACAGGGGCAGCAGCAACAGUACAAUAGUCAGACUGCACCCAGGACGAAGAAGGCCGUAACUGGAGAACCUCGGGCCGUGGUUCUGCACCGAGCAAAGCGAGGCUUCGGUUUCAUUCUCCGAGGUGCGAAAGCAUCAUCGCCGUUGAUGCAACUGAAGCCGUCUCCCCGGUGUCCGGCUCUUCAAUAUCUGGACGAUGUGGAUCCGGGCGGUGUGGCCGACAUGGCCGGACUAAAGCCCGGAGAUUUCUUGCUUGCCAUUAACAACGAAGACGUCACGUGUGCCUCGCAUGAGCACGUGGUCGACCUGAUCCGGAACUCGGGUUCGCUCGUAUCGAUGACGGUCAUCACGCUUCCGUACAACCUGGUCAAUUCGAUGAUGGAGAACGUGAUGGCGGCCGGGACCAGUUCGAUCGGCGACGGCAGUCAACAUUCCGGUUCCGGCAUGAGCACGCCGGUUUCGUCGCGUCAGUGUUCGACACUGCCCCGGCGGAUGAACGGAGGACCAGCUAGUUUGGCCGGAUGUAAGAUGCCGGCUCCGAUGCCACCCCGAAGAGAUCCAAAGACAACACUUAGCGUAGGACGAGCACGUGCCAAAUCGAUGGUCGCCGGACUGGAAGGAGGCGGCGAGAAGGAUGACGAUGACCUGCCGAAUCAGACCAAGUCUACGUCGGCAGAAUCGAUCCACCAGCAGUCGCAAUCGGCAAUCAAUACACCGACACAGGGAGGACCGGGAACUCCGGUGCAGCCGAGGACUGCGAGUAUCAAGUCGCGGCCCACUUCUAGUCGAAUUACAGCCGCCGAGCUGGAGGAACUGUUCCAAAGGCAACAGGGCGUUGACGCCAAUCGCUGCUCGAUGUUGAUGACCAGUUCGCGGUUCCAGUCUGGAUUUGACAGCGGCGCGGCAACGCCACCGACUUCUCCGCAAAAGGGACCAAUCGUGUACGCCAGUGUGGCGGAAAUGAAGCGCAAAAAGUCCUCUAAGAUCGGUACCCUCAAGGGCCGUCCCAUUCCGAUUCCGCAGGUCGGAUCCGAUCUGAAGCGUACCUUCCACAGUACACCGGAUCUGGCGUCCAGUGGAACGGCGGGUUCCGUUACCGGAAGUUCCGGAACGCUAACACCUUCGGCCAGCUGGUUCAACACCGUUGGCCACAAGGGACACCGAUCUCAAGACGACGUGCACAGUUUACACAUGUCGAUGCAAAGACUGAAUCUCCCCCCACCAAAUCAUCCGCCACCACCACCCCCGAUCGGACAGGUCGUCAAGGUGGACAUCUCGCGGGGUUCCGAGUACGAGUGUCUCACCGCACUGCAGAAGCACAUCCAGCAGAAAGCCAAACAACGGUCCCAGAUCCAGGAGGCGGAAAUCAUGUCCAGCUUCAAGCCAGCUUCCAAUGCGAAGCUGUACGCAUCGCCGCAAGAUAUCCGGAACGUGGGCUACCGAACGACGAGCGUGGCUUCGAGUAGCAGUGGUAACAGUAGUAGCGGAAACAGCAGUACCAGCACAGAGAUCCGCAAAGCUUCAUCAAUCCGCUCAAACUCGAGUACUGGUAGCGCAAUCAACGUGACGACCGUUACCAUCAGUGGAAACGGAACCGGCAGCAUAACCAGCGGAGGAAGCAACCCGUAUGCCCAACCGGGUCGACCGGCUGCUAUGCAACAGACGGCGCAACCCCAACAGCAACAACAGCAGCAGCAGUACAAAUCUUCCGGACCGCCACUGCCGGAUCCGGACUACAGUUUGAGUGAAUCCGAUGCCGAGGAAGACAACUCGGUCCGACUGGUUAGGAGUAAUCUCAAGAAAGUCAACGGAGGUCUGGCAGCGGCAGAGUUGAAUGGAUCGAGUAAGGUUACGGUUGGCGGUGGAGUCUCGAAUGUGAACCCUGGCAUGGCCGCCGAAACGAGCGGAAACAGUAACACUAGUGGUAGCAGUUCCGGAUCGAGCUCGGUCCCACAUUCCUUCUCCGUGGAAGAAAUCCAGAAGAUUCGCACUAAGCUGAAGUCGUCGAAAUCCUACCCGAACGAUUUCCUCCGACAGCAAAACCAAACUGGAAAUCAACAACCUGGCGCGGACCAAGCUAACGAAGACAACGGAGAUAACAGCUCUUCCGGAGUCAGCAGCGAUCAGGAAAUCACGGUAACCUGCAAUGAUAAGGCAUCGGCACCAGCGAUAGACCCCAAAAAGGUUGGAUCGAUAUUGGAGCAGAAGAAGAUGGCCGUCAUGAUCACGCCAACAGUGCCGGCCGUACGCAGUGACGAGGAUGGUGACGAGAGUCCAAGUCCUCCGGCAACUGGGUUCCAGCGGCAUAACUCACUCACGCGAAAGCAAGCCGCAACGAUCGCAGCAAACCGUGCCAAAGCGAACCAGCAAAACAUUCAACAGCGGCACGCGGUAACGUUGGCAACACUGCCGCCUCCGAUCGAGGCCGACUCGGAUGACGCCGACACCGGAGCGCUGCCCGUCGAUGGCACCGAUGGAGUUGGGGUGGCGAUGGUGCUGCCUCCACCGGCCGAAUUUAGCGACUCGGUCGCUGCCGGAGCUGGACAUGCGCAACAGCAGCAGCAGCAUCACCACCACCAUCAUCAGCAUCAGCACCAUUCGGCGGCAGGGCUGGUCAGCGGCCACAAUCCAAACUGCAAACGCGUCCGCAUAGUCGGGGCCGUCCCCAAGGUAAAUCGACUAAACAGUCAGUAGACGAAUCAAUUGACUUAGCUAGACACAAAUCUACAGCGUUCAAACUGUGAAUUUCUUACGAUUGAAGUGUUUCGAUAUUGGUGAAAAAUGUUCCGAAGUUCGACAAUAUUCAUUAAAGUAUAUAUGGCUUGUCGAGUAACGUUUCACACCUCCUUUUUCCCACUGUGGUAUUGGAGAAAAAAACUUUUUUACCGAUAUCCACAUGCCGAAAUCUAUAUUCAAUUUUAGAGUGUUCUGUCGUGCAAACUCAUAAAAUUGACACGAACGUACAUAGCUCGACAUAAUUUUAAAUCAGAUCUAGCUGGCCUAUGCAUUCACGUCGUUAAAGAAAAAAAGGAAGCUUUUCAGAAUAAUCAUCCAAAGUGUGUCACAGAAAUUCAUAAAAUCAGAAAGCAAUUAAGCAACUUUUAUAACCUAAUAGAAAAAAAAUACACGCUCAAACGGUUGCUUAAUACAUUUUUAUACUUCUCACACACUCAGACACACAUACGUUCGCAAAAAGCGCCUAAAAUCACGUGCAAUAUCGUCCCAGAUACACACAGACAUCAACACACAAGCAACAUGCAACCAACCAACCAA